AUGAUCAAGACUGAGACGCAAGGUCGUGUCGCGAUCAUCACGCUGAACCGGCCAAAGGCCCUGAACGCCCUGUGCAGCGAGCUGUUUCACGAGAUCAACGACGCGCUGGCCCGCUUCGAUAACGACUCCGGCAUCGGCGCCAUUGUCCUGACGGGCAGCGAGCGUGCAUUUGCUGCGGGCGCCGACAUCAAGGAAAUGAAGGAUACCGAGUUCAUUGACAACUACAAGUCCAACUUCCUCGGCCACUGGGUCGAGCAGAUCAACAAGCUGCGCAAGCCCCUGCUGGCCGCAGUCAACGGAUAUGCGCUUGGUGGCGGCUGCGAGCUAGCCAUGAUGUGCGACAUCAUUUACGCCGGCGAGAAGGCUGUGUUUGGCCAGCCCGAGAUUAACCUUGGCACCAUUCCGGGUGCUGGCGGCACCCAGCGCCUGACUCGCGCUGUGGGCAAGUCAAAGGCCAUGGAGAUGAUCCUGGCGGGCUCAGUCAACUUGGAUGCCCAGGAGGCAAAGACUCUGGGACUGGUUAGCGCCGUGUUCCCGCCUGAGACCCUGCUGCAGGAGACUAUUAAGACUGCAACCAAGAUUGCGUCCAAGGGCGCUGUCUCGGUGCAGAUGGCCAAGGAGGCUGUCAACCAGGCGUACGAGCUUAACCUUUCGUCGGGUCUGCACUUUGAGCGUCGUCUGUUCCAGGCCACAUUCGCCACUAAGGACCAGAAGGAGGGCAUGGGUGCGUUUGCCGAGAAGCGCAAGCCUAACUUCACCCACGAGUAA
Messenger RNA from Linderina pennispora, 768 nucleotides. Its product is annotated as enoyl-CoA hydratase mitochondrial precursor. Bases 1 to 768 code for a protein of 255 amino acids. Gene Ontology annotation, molecular function: enoyl-CoA hydratase activity. The transcript has a single exon. Gene Ontology annotation, cellular component: mitochondrion. NCBI's taxonomy places the organism in Eukaryota, Fungi, Kickxellomycota, Kickxellomycetes, Kickxellales, Kickxellaceae. Gene Ontology annotation, biological process: fatty acid beta-oxidation. The record is from RefSeq and is a predicted model, not a curated record.